AUGGCUUCGAACGCGGAAAUAUCAAUCCCGUCGACAACGGUCUCAUCCACUCCGAACCCUUACACGAUAUAUAAUAUUUCAAUCCGACUACCCCUCCGGCCGUUGACAGUCGAAAAACGAUAUUCAGAUUUCCGGAAGUUCCAUGACUUGCUUAUAAGCCAAGUAGAGCAACCUCCUCCAGCGCCGUUGCCUAAGAAAUCCUGGUUCGCGGGCACUACUUCGAACGCAACGUUUCGGGAAGAACGGCGCAAAGGAUUAGAAGAAUACAUACAAGCUAUAAACAGCUCAGAAGACUCGCGAUGGCGUAACUCUACCGCGUGGCGCACGUUCCUAAAUCUCCCUCCCAGCAACGCAUCUACAAGAGCAUCAAACCUACAUUCAACUAUUACCGGCCCAGGAGCAGGAGCCCUAAUUACAGACCCUACCACUUGGCUAGACUGUCAUCGAGAUGUUAAGUCAUAUCUGCACGAUGCAAGGCUGCACCUGACUCGCCGAGACCAGGCUUCGACGCCUCAGAAACAGCACGAGUGUUCUGCUUCGGCAAAAAGCAGCCUUGUGAGAACGGGAACCCUAUUGGGAGCCUUAGAAGAAGGGCUGAAAAAUAUAUCGGGGAACUCUGCCUGGAGCGGCUCUAAGCUCGGGGAAGGGGAACUUCGGCGACGCAAAGACCUACUUACUAGCGCUAGAAAGGAGAAAGAUGCGUUGGACGAUUUGCUGAAUUCCAUGGUAGCUAAGAAUAAGCUGGACUCUGCCGUGGCUUCUAUACAAGAUAAACAGGCCCUUUUGGGUGUGGACGCAUCUACAGGGAAUAGGAAGCCUACGGCUAAAGGCGGUCGCGUUUUGGGGAAAGAGACUAAUCGUACAAGGGAGUUGGAUAAUGAGGGUGUAUUGCAACUACAGAAGCAAAUCAUACAGGAUCAGGAUUCCGGUGUCGAGGAAAUUAGGAAGAUUGUUGCCCGACAGAAGGAGCUUGGAAUCGCGAUUAAUAAUGAGCUGGAGCUUCAACUGGAGCUCUUGAAUGUGGUGGAUGAGGAUGCCGGAAAGUCAGUACUACCCAUGCACAUGCACAUCUCAUGUCUCCUUUUCGUAAAGCCAUAA
Messenger RNA from Arthroderma uncinatum, 1098 nucleotides. RefSeq names its product V-SNARE. Bases 1 to 1098 code for a protein of 365 amino acids. Lineage: Eukaryota; Fungi; Ascomycota; Eurotiomycetes; Onygenales; Arthrodermataceae. Gene Ontology annotation, cellular component: intracellular membrane-bounded organelle. The transcript has a single exon. The record is from RefSeq and is a predicted model, not a curated record. Gene Ontology annotation, molecular function: phosphatidylinositol binding.